Uncinocarpus reesii 1704 is the source of this 1857-nucleotide messenger RNA. RefSeq lists its product as uncharacterized. The record is from RefSeq and is a predicted model, not a curated record. The transcript has 2 exons. Lineage: Eukaryota; Fungi; Ascomycota; Eurotiomycetes; Onygenales; Onygenaceae. Bases 1 to 1857 code for a protein of 618 amino acids.
AUGGCUUACGAGAACUUUCGCGCUUCUCAGCCCUAUGACCAGCUUUUCAAUUCCGUUGUGCAGGCGCCGUACCAUGACAACUACGAUCCCACGUUGGAUAGCAGGGCCCCAGCAGUCCCACCAGUCCCAGUACCGCCCUAUCAGCCUCCUUCGAAUCAGCAAUCUCCGCCUCCGCCGCCACCACCCAUCGCCGCUCCGCCAAAUAAACCAAUUCCAUUUCCGGACCCCUCACGGUUCUAUCAAAAUAGCAACAAUAACCCGCUUGCGCCUGAACCUCCCGGCACGGCGUUUCAGCAGAAACUCGAUGUCUCCCCUGAAAUCAUUGCGCAGAUUACCUCGAGCGUCAUCCAACAGCUACAGGGUCUCAAUUUUGUAGGCAAUAUACCCCGUCAAGCUCCAGAACAUCCAUCCCAGAAUUCGAAUUUGUCGCCAUUCACUCCGUCAGUCUCCGAAAUAUCACAGUCGUCUCCCACUACUGCGAAUAAAAUCUACACCCCACCCUCUCCCUUCAGACAUGUGCAGGAUGGACCAUACCAGUCUCCCCAGUUUUCGAACCCGCAAUUUGCCCAAAAAGUCCAGAAUUUCCCGCAGACGCUUGGAGAGCAGGAGCGGAUUCCUCGCCCUUACUUGGAUGGGGCAAAUGACCAACGCCCCAGACUGUCUCGGCCUCCGACGCAGGACGAAACGCCGGUAGAGAAGAUUUGGGGGCAACUUUUUGACAAAGAUGGGAUGCCAACCGCGAGGCUUGGGCAGUUUUUGCGUGGAAUCGCUGUUCAUCUAAUUGAAGCCUACCCGCCUGGGAACACUAUCGUUGUCACACCAGAGAAGAUGCAGAAAUAUUACGAAGAUACCAAAUCGCCCACCGACCCGUAUCUAUGGAAAGGUAACGAUGGGGAAACUUCGUGUAUUGUGACUGUUACUAACUCUGGUUCACUAGAUAUAUUCGAUGACCGAACAUCAUCUAUCUCGCGUCUUUAUCGAGACGUGCAAGCAGAGCAUCAUCUAGUCCAAGAUCGACUAGAUGAAAGACCUGAUAUACCUGGCCUUACCCCUCGUGGAUUCGAACGCUGGAUGAGACUCAUGAUCGUCGCGCGUCCUGACCAAGAAUACCAACGCCUUCAGAGGACCGUUCUUGAGAUGCCCAUCAAUAAUCCAGACGACCCAAAAGAACGAUUUCCGAAAGAGCUUCCUCGGCGAUUAUUUCCCAAGUCUCCUGAUCAGGAUGUGAAAGAGCAUUUGGAGCGUUCCAUUCUAACACAUUGCCAUGUGAAUGUUCCGAAGACAGUGGACAGAGACCAGUCGCAGCCUAAUACCCAUCGCCGCCGUCCCACUCCAUCAAUUGGGACGCCUCCCCCUAAUGCAGAUCCAAGGUUGAGUUCUCCUUUUGAGGACGACGACGAAGAUGAACCGGCGCCAACCCGUCCUAUCGAACGUGAAAGAAAGCCCUAUUCAGUCCAACUUGGAGGAAAAUUUUACGAGGACAAUCUCAAAGCAAAUUUGAAUAGCCACGUAGAGCAAACCAAAUACCGUGAUUUUGGCAUUCGAGGUGGCCGUCAAAGUCCUUCCACCGGAAAUAAACAUGAUUCGAAAGAUUUCGCCAAUCGAGAUGCAGACUUUGUGAAAACUCCUGUGUCUGCUCGAUUCAGAGAGGACGAUGAGGUUCGAUACAGGAAGGAUGAACGUGUCCACGACCAUUUACGCGAGAGGGAGUUUGAGAGGGACAGGCACAGCGAGCACCCAUCUCGCGGAAGCUGGGAUACGGAUGAAGAGGAUUAUUAUCGAGCCACUGGUACUCUAGGUGGGAGAAGUGGGCGGCGUAGCCCGGCAUACGAUGAGAACCAGUGGCCUUUUCGUUAG